AUGGGUGAUCGUCGUCUUAACAUUGGUUAUAAGCGAAACUUAACAUCGUCGAAAUCUCCUGCCCCUACAUUACAGGUAAAUUCUGAUAUGGAUACUAUUACAAAUAUAUUAAAAUCUCAAGAAUUCGUAUCGAAAAUUGUUACAGCUGUGAUAUCUCAAGAUUCAUUAAUUAGCUCAAUUGUUCAAAAUGUACUCAGUAGUAAUCCUUUCCAACAGAUGAUAAAUGAAAUCAUUAGACAAAAGAUAGCUCCACUGGAAACACGUAUGCAACAGCUAGAAGAAAUGGUUCAAGAUCUACAAGAAAGAAAUGACUAUCUCAACUAUAAAACAAAUGAUUUAGAACAAUAUCAACGGAGAUGUGCAUUUCGUAUUUAUGGAAUAGCUGAAAACAAAGACGAAGAUACAAAUGCUAUUGUCAAAGAUAUAGGUAAAGUAAUGGGUGUGAAAGUUGAAGACAAUGAUAUUUAUGCAUGCCACCGAUUA
This is a messenger RNA of Didymodactylos carnosus, 483 nucleotides long. Lineage: Eukaryota; Metazoa; Rotifera; Eurotatoria; Philodinida; Philodinidae. The record is from the annotation of a GenBank genome assembly.